GAUUUUCGUUUGGUCAGUCACUUGCUGCCGCCGCAGUUUCACUUUAUCCAUCGGGCGGUUCGGUUCGGUUGUGUCUCCGUGAUUGAUGUAUUUUAGUCCGUCGUAGUUGUUUGCUGUGCGUAUUCUUAGUGCUGUUUAGUGUGUUUAGGUUGCUGUCGUUAAUAUAACUGAAAAGGAAAAAUAAUCUCAUCACUGAAGUUCACCUCAUAGAAUGAAUACGAACAUUGAAUGAUUAGAUUGUUUUAUGAUACACAUUGAUACCAGCCUUCCAUCGGCGGCACUAGAAUUCGCUGAUGAACAUCAGCUUGCGACGAUCGCAUCGCAUUGCAGCCAACACCGGGCGGUGCUAGACUAGAACAGCCGUUCCGCAACGACGCGUCUAUAUAAUUGUUCCUGUCCUCGGUCGUCCCAGUCCACCAGAAGUCAUGGACAAGCAGAAUGAAGUGCUUCUGAACACAUUUGUGAUAUCGAAGAAAAAAUACCGAGUGGUGUACAAUGCCGGCGUGCUCGUGUGGGAAGCCGAGAACUCCAAGAAGGGGAAAAUAUCGGUACCCGUUAGCGAUAUCGUAUCGGUCACGUUAUCAGCGACGGCCAGUGGGCGAUCAUCGGCCAAAAAUGCGCCACAUGCUAUCACCACCACGUACGGGACGACCUCCAGCACCCAUGCCCCGAUGAAUGAGCAUAUGGAUUUUGAUCGCGUUCCGGUUCUCCCAACGUCAGCAUCAAUAUCAACGACCGCCACGAUAAGCACGGUGACCACUACAACAAAUAUUAGCAAUAGAGCCAACUCGUACGAUUUGUUGCACACUGACGCCACUAGUGGGGAAGACAUCCUUAGCGGAAGCAGCCAAUCCAAUGGCAACUAUCUAAUCAUACAUUAUGCACGGCUAGUGGCACCUCGUACAUGCAAGUGGAGAGUACAACAGCUGGUUCUAUUUAAAAGUGAACAUAGGAUUAUUAAACUUUGGUACCAACGGUUAUCAGAAGAUCUAAGAGAACAAAAUCGACCGAAAAAUCUACUGCUUUUUCUCAACCCGUAUGGUGGGAAACAGAAGGCAUUCGCUCUAUUCGAAAAAUAUGCCAAACCACUGUUCAAAUUGGCACAGGUUGACAUCAACCUGAUAAUAACACAACGAGCGCAGCAAAUCUACGAUAUCAUGACAUCACAAACGAUCAAUUUGAACAACUAUGACGGCGUGGUAUGCUGUGGUGGCGACGGAACGUUUGCUGAACUGUUCAACGGUUUGGUUUACCGGACAAUGAUCGAUUUGGGAAUGGACAUCAACCAACCACCGUACUUACCUAAACCCAGUAUUCCGAUCGGGAUCAUUCCGGCGGGUAGCACAGAUACGGUAGCAUAUUGCUUGAACGGCACAACCGACAUUAAAACUUCCAUCAUUCACAUAAUCCUUGGUCAAACACACGGACUAGAUAUUUCCAGUGUGUAUCGCAACAGUGACGAUAAGGGCGGCGGCGGAGACAUUAAUCCGGCUCAAACCAAUGACGAUUCGAAAGGAUCGGGCAGUGAUACUCUUGGCGGCAGCGCCCCUAAGAUUUCCAACCGUGCUGAAAGACGACCCCAAUUGCUCAAAUUGUAUGCCAGUGUUUUAUCCUACGGAUUUCUGGGUGACGUUACAUUGGAAAGUGAAAACUAUCGGUGGAUGGGUCCGAAACGGUAUGACUAUUCAGGCGCCAAAAAGUUCUUCCGAAAUCGUGGCUAUUCUGGGGACAUCACCAUUCACAUGGAAAAUGAUGUGAUCGAUGACGUGCGAGUUGAUCGGAACAAUCCGCACGAUGGCGUGCGUUGUAUGGAGAACUGCCAACGCUGCCAGGAUGCGUCCACGAAGAGCGCCAACCCGAUCGACUGUGAUACUCAAGAAGUUACCGUUAGUGGAAAGUUCCUUAUGGUCAAUGGUGCUAACAUUUCCUGUGCUUGCUCUCGGAGCCCGCAGGGGUUCAAUCCGUACUGUCACUUGGGCGAUGGUUAUCUGGACCUGAUUCUGGUACGACAUACCUCCUUCUUCAACAACAUCAGACUACUGAUGGCAAUGUCGUCGAAGACAAAGAAAAUCAGUGAUUUGCCAUUUGUGGAGAUCUAUCGGACAAAGAAAUUCAGCUUCAAGGGACGCGUUGUGACGGCACACCAAGGUCACGGCCACGACAACGGUGCAAUCGAUGACGAGCUGGACCAAACCGGUACCACGUCCGCUAGCUCGGCUUCAACGGUUGACGUUGCGAACUCCACCGUUACUGCUGGCCGAACUGCUGCUGGAGGCUUGAAGGAGGACAAUAAGCUGCUGUCCAAGUGGAAUUGCGACGGAGAAAUCCUGAUGGAUACCAAUAUAACUGUAGAAUGCAAUUGCCAGCUGAUUAGCGUCUUUCGGCGGGGUAUCAGCUGCAGUGAUAAUAGUUGUAAGGAAAAUGACCCAAGCGUUCUAAACUGCUGCGGUGUCUGCAAAUAGUUCGUUUCGUUACUUACGUGACGAGCGAAAGAUUGUGCUCUACUAGUUCUAAGGUAACUUCCUUGUUCUUUUAAAAAUUUUAGUUAGUUUUACAUUACUAAACAAACCCUGCCUGUGAUUGGUAUUAGCAAGAGAGAAAAAACUUAACUUAUUAGACUUAUUUUACGUUAGCAUCAUAUGCCCUGGUGUAUUUAAGGGAGCUGAAGUGAAACUUUCAAUGAAACGGUUUAAAAUUACUUUCCAAAGUGCUACAAUUUAGUAUUAGAACAAAAGGUAUUUAAAGGUACGUACCGCUAGCUGAGAUAAAAUUAAAACACAUAGCUCUUAUGACAUUCCAAUACAUAUUAAAAGAAAAACUUUUGACCUUCAGUCAAUACAGGUAGAGAUUGCUCGUUUUUAUAAGCUUCAACUAGAUGUUUAUUUAAAGAUGAAUAGCAUUUCCGCUAAACAUUUGUGAUGAUAGUUUUUUUUUAAAUGAAAACCGAAAACACGUGGAAUAAAAUUUUAAUUAAUUUUUGGUUUCGGGAGAUGGAUAGAUAAAGUUGUUUUACUAAAGCAAGCUUAAAAUGGAGUUGGGAUAAUGAGAUUUUCGUAAUGCAUUUGAGGUACUCAAUAUGUUGUACUUGUUAGGCAAUUUAUUACGUUGUAGUUUCAGGAGACUUCUACCUAUAAUUGUAUGUUGUAAUGGCUGUUAAUUUGAAACAGGUUUAUUUUUACAAACAAG
Messenger RNA from Aedes albopictus (Asian tiger mosquito), 3186 nucleotides. RefSeq names its product ceramide kinase. Gene Ontology annotation, biological process: ceramide metabolic process; phosphorylation. The record is from RefSeq and is a predicted model, not a curated record. The coding region runs from base 426 to 2462 and encodes 678 amino acids. The transcript is spliced from 10 exons. NCBI's taxonomy places the organism in Eukaryota, Metazoa, Arthropoda, Insecta, Diptera, Culicidae. Gene Ontology annotation, molecular function: ceramide kinase activity.